Molecule: messenger RNA, 2620 nt
Organism: Sciurus carolinensis (gray squirrel)
Lineage: Eukaryota; Metazoa; Chordata; Mammalia; Rodentia; Sciuridae
Gene: Rasgrp2
Product: RAS guanyl releasing protein 2
Exons: 17
Coding region: 467-2425 (652 amino acids)
Biological process (GO): positive regulation of GTPase activity; Ras protein signal transduction
Cellular component (GO): plasma membrane
Molecular function (GO): calcium ion binding; guanyl-nucleotide exchange factor activity
Source: RefSeq, a predicted model, not a curated record
CAAGUGCUUUGUGGCCUUGGUGGGUGGGAGAGGGGGCUUCCUGCACCUAACGUAAGUCCCUGGCCUCCGGAAUACAACUUGGGUAUUGAACGAGAGUCUGUCCCUGCAUGGGUGCGUAUAGCCCCUGCCAGUGACCAAGUUGCUGGUGUUAUCAUGACCGCAAUGGCCACCCCAUGGCGCUAGCGCCCCCUUCUGGGCACCCUACUCUCUAUGCGCUCACGAUUCGCCUGUGCAGAAUGAGGUCCCCGGCUGAGAAGGAAGAUGGCCCUGUGGAAGGGCUGAGCCGGGACCCCUGGGGCCUUCAUGGAGUUGACUUGGGAGCGCGUGGUUCCCAGGCUCCGGCUUCCCGCUGACGCCGCCGGGCCGCAGCGCCCCCGCCCCACACCAGGAAUGUUCCUCUGCACUACAGCCCGCCGCCCCGAGGACAGGCCCCAGGGGGACGCCACAGCCCCGCCGAGGAGGGGCGAUGCGGGCAGGACGCCUGGGUUCCCUCUGCACCCUCCCAUCCCAGGGAGAAAUUCCUCCGAGGGUCGGGUGCGAGCCCCUUGGGGAAGCCUCCGGAGCGUGGCUACGGCCCAGCGCACCGGCCCCGGCGGCCAUGGCGGGCACCCUGGACCUCGACAAGGGCUGCACGGUGGAGGAGCUGCUCCGCGGCUGCAUCGAAGCCUUUGAUGACUCCGGGAAGGUGCGGGACCCGCAGCUGGUGCGCAUGUUCCUCAUGAUGCACCCCUGGUACAUCCCCUCCUCUCAGCUGGCCGCAAAACUGCUCCACAUCUACCAACAGUCCCGGAAGGACAACUCCAAUUCACUGCAGGUGAAAACAUGCCAUCUGGUCAGGUACUGGAUCUCAGCAUUCCCAGCAGAGUUUGACUUGAACCCAGAGCUGGCGGAGCAGAUCAAGGAACUGAAGGCGCUGCUAGACCAAGAAGGAAACCGGAGGCAUAGCAGCCUCAUCGACAUCGAGAGCGUCCCCACCUACAAGUGGAAGCGGCAGGUGACCCAGCGGAACCCCGUGGGACAGAAAAAGCGCAAGAUGUCCCUGUUGUUCGACCACCUGGAGCCCAUGGAGCUGGCAGAACACCUCACCUACUUGGAGUAUCGCUCCUUCUGCAAGAUCCUGUUCCAGGACUAUCACAGUUUCGUGACUCACGGCUGCACCGUGGACAACCCUGUCCUGGAGCGGUUCAUCUCCCUCUUCAACAGCGUCUCCCAGUGGGUGCAGCUCAUGAUCCUCAGCAAGCCCACCGCUCCUCAGCGGGCGCUGGUCAUCACGCACUUCGUCCACGUGGCUGAGAAGCUGCUGCAGCUGCAGAACUUCAACACUCUGAUGGCGGUGGUCGGGGGCCUGAGCCACAGUUCCAUCUCCCGCCUCAAGGAGACCCACAGUCAUGUCAGCCCUGAGACCAUCAAGCUCUGGGAAGGUCUGACGGAACUAGUGACAGCUACAGGCAACUAUGGUAACUACCGGCGCCAGCUGGCAGCCUGCGUGGGCUUCCGCUUCCCCAUCCUGGGGGUACAUCUCAAGGACCUAGUGGCCCUGCAGCUGGCACUACCUGACUGGCUGGACUCUGCUCGGACCCGGCUCAAUGGGGCCAAGAUGAAGCAGCUGUUCAGCAUCCUGGAGGAGCUGGCCAUGGUGACCAGCCUGCGGCCGCCCGUGCAAGCCAACCCCGACUUGCUGAGCUUGCUCACGGUGUCUCUGGAUCAGUAUCAGACGGAGGAUGAGCUGUACCAGCUGUCUCUGCAGCGGGAGCCGCGCUCCAAGUCCUCGCCAACCAGCCCCACCAGCUGCACCCCCCCUCCCCGGCCCCCAGUGCUAGAGGAGUGGACUUCGGCCGCCAAGCCCAAGCUGGACCAGGCCCUCGUGGCGGAGCACAUAGAGAAGAUGGUGGAGUCUGUGUUCCGGAACUUUGACGUCGAUGGGGACGGCCACAUCUCACAAGAGGAGUUUCAGAUCAUCCGUGGCAACUUCCCUUAUCUCAGCGCCUUUGGGGACCUGGACCAGAACCAGGAUGGCUGCAUCAGCCGGGAGGAGAUGGUCUCCUACUUCCUGCGCUCCAGCUCGGUGCUCGGAGGCCGCAUGGGCUUCGUACACAACUUCCAGGAAAGCAACUCCCUGCGCCCGGUCGCCUGCCGCCACUGCAAAGCCCUGAUCCUGGGCAUCUACAAGCAGGGCCUCAAAUGUCGAGCCUGUGGGGUGAACUGCCACAAGCAGUGCAAGGACCGCCUGUCGGUGGAGUGCCGGCGCAGGGCCCAGAGUGUGACCCUGGAGGGCUCCGCACCCUCCCCUUCCCCCACGCACACCCACCACCGGGCCUUCAGCUUCUCCCUGCCUCGCCCUGGCAGAAGGGGCUCCCGGCCCCCAGAGAUCCGCGAGGAGGAGGUGCAGGCGGUGGAGGACGGAGUGUUCGACAUCCACUUGUGAAGAGCUGACUGUAUCAAGGACUCAUUCCUGCCUCGGAGGAAAGAUUUGGACCAGAGCAGGGAGCCUGGGGUUCCGGGGCAGGAGUCUGGGGCUGGGGUUGGGUGUGAGGGUGGCAUGUGCUGAUGGCAGGGCCGGGGACAGCGUCCCUAAGGUUGUACAGACUCUUGUGAAUAUUUGUAUUUUCCAGAUGGAAUA